AUGUCUCGCCGCCCACCGCGUGGAGAGUACAUUGAGACGGACACGGGCAACAAGGUAUCUCGCAAGGCUGUUCUCGUCGGCACCCAGAACAUCAUGCUGGGUGGCAAGACCGUGAUCCAGCCAGAGGUUAUGAUCCGAGGUGACUUGACUCGCACGUCGACCUCGGGCUCGUCGUCGUCUUCGGAGAGCAAGACGGCCGUCGCCAUCGGUCGCUACUGUUUUUUGAGUCGGGGGUCAUGUUUGAAGCCGCCGUCGAGGCUGCAUAAAGGAAUAUUCACCCACAUCCCCCUCCGCAUCGGCGACCACGUCUUCGUGGGCGAGCGGACCGUCGUCUCGGCCGCCUCAGUCGGGAGUUACGUCCACAUCGGCCACGACGCCGUGGUGGGCGACUUGGUGGUCAUCAAGGACUACGUGCGCGUGCUGGACGGCGCCGUCAUCGCCCCCAACACGGUAGUGCCUAGCUUCAGCAUCGUGGCAGGGCAGCCCGCCCGGGUGGUCGGCGAGGUUCCAGAGGGUGGCCACGAGGCCUUUCAGCUUAGAGAGCUGUACAAGACCGUCGGCAACAACCCUCAGCCAGCUGCUGUUGUCUGA
Messenger RNA from Pyricularia pennisetigena, 591 nucleotides. RefSeq lists its product as uncharacterized. Bases 1 to 591 code for a protein of 196 amino acids. Lineage: Eukaryota; Fungi; Ascomycota; Sordariomycetes; Magnaporthales; Pyriculariaceae. The transcript has 3 exons. The record is from RefSeq and is a predicted model, not a curated record.